Lodderomyces margitis is the source of this 1059-nucleotide messenger RNA. Its product is annotated as DNA-3-methyladenine glycosylase II. The transcript has a single exon. The record is from RefSeq and is a predicted model, not a curated record. Gene Ontology annotation, biological process: DNA alkylation repair; base-excision repair; base-excision repair, AP site formation. NCBI's taxonomy places the organism in Eukaryota, Fungi, Ascomycota, Pichiomycetes, Serinales, Debaryomycetaceae. Gene Ontology annotation, cellular component: nucleus; protein-DNA complex. The coding region runs from base 1 to 1059 and encodes 352 amino acids. Gene Ontology annotation, molecular function: DNA-3-methyladenine glycosylase activity; DNA-7-methylguanine glycosylase activity; alkylated DNA binding.
AUGGGUCCAAUUACAAGAUCUAACAAACUGGGGUUGAAAACGGCCGAAAACACGUCUCAAGUAUACCCCUUGGCAACGGAUAUUCCCACUGACAUUAAAAAGACAAAAUCUAAUGGAGUAAGCAAAAACAAGACUAAGCCGAAACCGAUACCGAAAGUACCCAAGAACCCGCCACAGCUCAUUAAGAAGACUGACACGUCACUCAUCAAGCAACAAGUGGAGAUUCCCCUGGAUUUGUCGUUACCGCAAGAAUUCAUUGAUUAUCAUAUUCCUGGGUUUAUCAAAGGGGUCCAAUAUUGUAUUGAAAGGGAUCCGUCAUUGUAUCCCAUAGUAGUACGAGAAAAUUUCUCUGGGUUUGGCUCAAGAGGGUUUGAUGAAAAACUAUCAAAAGCCGAUGAUGAUCGUAUCCAUUUGUACUGGUAUAGCCUAGUUCGAUCGGUAAUUGCACAACAAGUUAGUGGAGCUGCUGCCAAGUCAAUAGAAGGAAAAUUCAAGGCGUUAUUUGGUGACAGUUCAAUACCGACAGCGAAAGCAACCCUCGAUAUGUCUGAAGAGCAAUUGCGGAGUGUUGGAUUAUCGAGACCUAAAGUGAAAUACGUCCAUCACAUCAGUCAAGUAUUUGCUGAUCCACAAGACAAGCUCACACAAUUGGAUUUCUAUCGCAAUGCACCAAUUGAUGAAAUUUACACCGAAUUGUGUCGAUUAAAGGGCAUUGGACUAUGGUCAGCGAAAAUGUUUGCGUUAUUUACAUUAGAGGAAUUAGACGUGUUUGCUGAAGAUGACUUGGGUAUAGCGCGAGGCAUGGCCAAGUAUCUUGAACAGAGACCAGAAGUGCUUGCUGGCGCCAAAAAGGAAGUUGCCAAUGAUGAAUUCAAACAAGCGGGGUUGAAAAAGAGAUCGAAGUUUUUCAAUAAGCUGGAUUCGAAGAGGACUUGGAAACCUAUUCAUGAUGUGUAUGUGCUUCAUGUUGCUGAGAAAUUCAAACCUUUUCGAAGCGCAUACAUGAUGAUUUUAUGGAGGUUGAGCUCUACGAAUAUAGAUGUAUUGAAUAAAGAUUAG